This is a messenger RNA of Amphimedon queenslandica, 1217 nucleotides long. Its product is annotated as LRP2-binding protein-like. The transcript has 6 exons. The coding region runs from base 159 to 1148 and encodes 329 amino acids. Gene Ontology annotation, molecular function: protein binding. The record is from RefSeq and is a predicted model, not a curated record. Lineage: Eukaryota; Metazoa; Porifera; Demospongiae; Haplosclerida; Niphatidae.
UAUAGCCAUACAACGGGCCCAAAGUUGAUUAACAAAAUUUACAGAGCAUCAUGAUCAUUAAACAAUACCGUAUUAUAUUCUAAUUGUUGAUUUGUAUUGAAUAUUUCGUUGUUAUGGUAACUGAAUAAUAUCACUUGUGGGGCAGCAGGAGAUACACGAUGAGUGUCACUACUAGCAAUACACUACUGGCAGAAAGUUUAGAGAAGCCAGUACUAAUAGCUGACCCUGAUCAAGAUAAAAAGGACUUGCUACUAGAAGAACUUGUGGAGCAGGGAGAGAGAGGGAAUGCAAUGGCUCAGUUCUCACUUGCAAAAAUAUUUCUAUCUCAAGGACAGACAGGGAAAGCAAUGUCAUACUUGACAUCAGCAGCAAGACAAGAAGAUGCACAAGCACUGUAUGAGCUGGCUGUGAUUAGGUAUCAGGGUCUCCAAGGGACUGAAGCAUCAUCAGAAGAAGGAUUUAAGUUAAUGCUUAAAGUUGCUCAAUGCAAGGGAGCUAAAAACACAGACCUGGUAUCAGCAGCACAAUUUAACAUUGGUAGAGCAUACUUUCAAGGAUUUGGUGUUAAGCAAGAUCCAGAGGAAGCACUAAAAUGGUGGAAGAUGUGCUCAAACUCUGACACAGAGUCAGGAAUACGAGCAAUGAACACUCUAGCAUUAUUCUACUCAACACCAGACUAUGCUGAUAAAGAAAAGGCUUUCUCGUGGCAUGUUAAAGCAGCAGAGAAUGGCCACAAGGACUCCAUGGGGACACUCGGGCUAUUGUACAUGAGAGGAGAAGGAUGUCUAGAAGAUAGAGAACUAUCUUUGAAAUGGUUAAAAAAAUCCUCCGACAAUGGAUCUAUAUAUGGAUCCGGCUUACUUGCAAAUUAUUACUACUCGACUAAAAUGUACAGCAAAGCUGUGGAAGUUGCACAAAGUGUUUGCGAUGAUGUAGCGGCAAGCAGAGCAACUAAGAGUCAAAGUGUUACCAGUUUAAUAUCAGAAGGACUAGCUACUGCUCAUUUUAUAUAUGCACAAUGUCUAUUUCUGGGACAAGGAGUCACAAAAGAUGUUGAUAAAGCAGCAAUUGAAUACACAAAGGCCACUCAAACUAACAAGGUAGUAACUGCUCAGCUGCAUUCUAAAAUGAUGUAUGGAAGACUUUAAUCAUUAUUAUUAUUAUUAUAUCUAAUAAAUUAAUAUUGAAAAAUCAUAAUACUUAUUCUUGGCCAUUGA